GUCAAGUUCUCUUAUUUUGUUUGUUUAUUAUAUGGUUACAUUCUGCAAGUUUCACAACAAACUAACUUUCUGUGUUGUUUUAUGUUAUUGUUGAAUUAAUUUGUUAACCCAUUGUUGGUGGAAAUGUUAUAUAGUUCAAGAUUAUAACUAAAAUAAAGACACUGUGUUUAAGCCAGUACGGUUACAUCAAAGAGCCAUAUUUAAUUACACAACAGGAAAGAAAAAUAUGGAACACAUCGACGAAACUAGCGAAUUUGCACAGCCAGAUAUUUUUCCCAAAUUAAAACAAGACAAAUACAGCUAUCUAAAACCCUACCAAGACCUCGUUGAAGAAAAUCCAAAUCCAGAAAACUACGUCCGCCUUGGCGAUGCUUACCUAAAGGUACUCGAACCUGAUGAGGCCUUACAAGCCUAUAAAAAAGCCCUAAAAGAAAAUCCAAAAGACUUAUCUAUAAUCCACAUAAUGGGUAAAGCGCUAAUAAAAACUCACUACUUCAAACGUGCUGUUAAUUUUUAUAAAGACGCCAUCAAAGAUAACAAUGAUCUUGAGCUUAAAGUCCAGCUAUCGGAGCUUUACAUGAAUUUAAAUGACUUCCAGAAAGCCGAACUUCUACUUCUGGACGAAUUGCAAGAGGCCGCUUUUAGUGAAGAUGACGAUUUGGAUUAUCUCAAAAAGAAACUGAGGUUGCAGAGCCUCUUAGCUCAGAUACAAGAAAAGAGCGGUAACGUAACUUACGCUAUGAAAAGCUUAAAGGACGCUAUGAAAACUCAAGAAAAAAUAAGAAAGAGGCUAUCGGUAGACAACGAACCUACAGAAGAUAAAAACGUUAUCUUACUAGAACUUCCGGUGAAGUUGGGUGAGAUGGCUUUGAUGACAAACAAGACAGAACAAGCUAUAACGUUUUACAAAGAAGGACUUGAAAUGACUCCCAAUAACAUUAACAUACUUGUAGCCUUAGCUAAGGCUUACAUGCAAGUUAAUAAUUUGGAUAUGUGUCAACAAACUUGCGCUCUAAUUUUAAAAAACAACUCCACGAACGAAACUGCUUCGGUGCUGUUAGCUGAAAUAGCAAUUCGGAAGGUUGAUUUUGAUAUGGCAGCUUUCCACUUUAUACAACUGGUUACGAAAGAGCCAAAAAAUUGGCAAGCUUUAGCCCGACUUAUUGACAUAUUCAGACGUAUGGGCAUUAUCGAAGAUUCUGUAAAGUACCUAGAUUUAGCAGCUGAUUUUUGCGAUGCUAAAGAGCAUAAAUUCCUGUACUGUACAGCUCUGUACCAGUGGUAUUCGGGCGAUCUCAACGGAGCUUUGAGAAAUUUCAACAUCUCCAAACAAGAUCCAGAUUUCGGCCUCAAUUCUAUAUACCACAUGAUUGAUAUCUGCUUAAAUCCAGAAGAAGAUAUGUUUACAGAGUUUAUGGAAGCAGACGAUACCGAAUAUAAAGAUUCUAGAAGUAUGGCGUUGAAGACUGCUGAAAGAUUAUUACGGGAGCUAAAAAUUAGAUUAGGAUCUAAAGCUGAAGAUGUAAUGAAAUACAGGUUAUUGGAUAAUUUCCGGUUGCUUUCCACACGAGAAAAGUUUAAUAUCGAGAGAGCUUUAGAUGACUUCUCUUCAAUUGGAGCUCAGAGUGGUUCUAAAGAAAAUAUUGGUACCAUUUUAGGUGUUGCUACUGCAUAUACGUUGCUCAAUCAAGGCAAACGUGCCAAAACGCAGCUCAAACGUAUCGCAACUACUAUUUGGUCAAUAGAAAAUUCGGAAUAUUUAGAAAGAUCCUGGUUGCUUCUUUCUGACUAUUACAUACAAGCUUCUAAAUACGAACCCGCAGCUCAGCUAAUAAAGAAGAUACUUCAACAUAACAAAUCCUGCACUAAAGCUCACGAGUAUCUGGGAUUCAUUUCUGAAAAGGAACAGAGAUAUCAGGAAGCUGCGAAUCAAUACGAGGAAGCCUGGAAGCUGGGAAGAAAAACUAACCCUUCGAUCGGGUUUAAGUUGGCUUCUUGUUUUAUGAAGUGCAAGAAAUAUCCCAAUGCCAUAGUUACUGCGCAAGAAGUUUUAAAAAUUAGUCCAGAGUAUGAAAAAAUUAGAAAGGAUAUUCUAGAGAAGAGUUUAAAUAAUUUAAGAACUUAAUGUUUAAAAUUAAAUAAAGUUGUAGGUUAUUUAUUAAUGGUUUG
Psylliodes chrysocephalus is the source of this 2169-nucleotide messenger RNA. The record is from the annotation of a GenBank genome assembly. NCBI's taxonomy places the organism in Eukaryota, Metazoa, Arthropoda, Insecta, Coleoptera, Chrysomelidae.